AAUUUGGUGUCACAACAGAAUCAUUGCUAGGAUGAAGCUUUCUGGUCUUGGAGUCCUUGUGGCCAUCCUCAUCUCCUGUGAGCAUGUCUGCACAUUUCAGAGUGGCCAGGUUAUAUCUGCUCUUCCUAGAACUUCUAGGCAAGUUCAAAUUCUACAGAAUAUUACAACAACACAUGAGGUUGUUCUCUGGCAGCCAGUGACAGCUGAACUUAUUGAGAAGAGAAAAGCAGUCCAUUUCUUUGUGAAUGCAUCUGAUGUCAGCAGUGUGAAAGCCUAUUUAAAUGAGAGCCGAGUCCCAUUCAGUGUUUUGCUGGCAGACGUGGAAGAGCUUAUUCGCCAGCAGACUUCCAACAAUACCAUCCGUCCCCGGGCCUCUGCAUCCUACUAUGAGCAGUACCACUCUCUAGAUGAGAUCUAUUCUUGGAUGGAAGUGAUCAGUGAGCAGUACACCAACAUGAUUGAAAAGAUCCACAUCGGAUCCUCAUUUGAGAAGCGCCCGCUUUAUGUUUUAAAGGUUUCUAGCAAAGAGCAGACAACCAAAAAUACCAUGUGGAUUGACUGUGGCAUACAUGCCAGAGAAUGGAUCUCGCCUGCUUUCUGCUUGUGGUUCAUAGGCUACGUCACUCAAUUCUAUGGGAAAGACAAACUCUACUCCAGUAUUCUGAAGCACAUGGAUUUCUAUGUUAUGCCUAUACUUAAUGUGGAUGGCUAUGACUACACAUGGAAAAAGAAUCGGAUGUGGAGGAAGAACCGUUCCUUUCAUGGAAACAGCCAUUGCACUGGGACAGACCUUAACAGAAACUUUGCUUCUAAACACUGGUGUGAGGAAGGUGCAUCAAGUUUCUCCUGCUCAGAAACCUACUGUGGACCUUAUCCUGAGUCAGAACCAGAAGUGAAGGCAAUGGCAGGCUUCUUGAGGAGAAAUCUCAAUCACAUUAAAGCUUACAUCAGUAUGCAUUCAUACUCCCAGCACAUAGUGUUUCCGUAUUCCUAUAAUAGGAGCAGAAGCAAAGACCAUGAGGAGCUGUCUCAUGUGGCCCUGGAAGCAGCCCAUGCUAUUCAGAAUACGAAUAAAAAUACCAGAUAUACACAUGGCAGUGGUGCAGAAAGUUUUUACCUAGCUCCAGGAGGUGCGGAUGACUGGAUCUACGACUUUGGCAUCAAAUACUCAUUUACAAUUGAACUUCGAGACACAGGCAGAUACGGAUUCUUGUUGCCAGAGCGUUACAUCAGACCCACCUGUACAGAAGCCCUCGCAGCUGUAGCUAAAAUAGCUGAGCAUGUCAUUAAGCACGUUUAAUGUUGAGUUUUCACUUUGCUCCCAUAUUUUAAUUUACUGAUUCCAUUAAGACCAAAUUAUGCCACUUCUUGUUAAAUUUUGGAGUAUUUUCCAAAACGAUGGUUUUUUGUCAAAGAACAAAAUAAAUGCUUCCAUGAAAUUAA
Messenger RNA from Erinaceus europaeus (western European hedgehog), 1443 nucleotides. RefSeq names its product carboxypeptidase B2 (gene CPB2). NCBI's taxonomy places the organism in Eukaryota, Metazoa, Chordata, Mammalia, Eulipotyphla, Erinaceidae. The transcript is spliced from 11 exons. The coding region runs from base 32 to 1300 and encodes 422 amino acids. Gene Ontology annotation, biological process: proteolysis; fibrinolysis. Gene Ontology annotation, molecular function: metallocarboxypeptidase activity; zinc ion binding. The record is from RefSeq and is a predicted model, not a curated record.